Molecule: messenger RNA, 684 nt
Organism: Pieris brassicae (large cabbage white)
Lineage: Eukaryota; Metazoa; Arthropoda; Insecta; Lepidoptera; Pieridae
Gene: Srx
Product: putative sulfiredoxin
Exons: 3
Coding region: 89-487 (132 amino acids)
Biological process (GO): cellular response to oxidative stress
Cellular component (GO): cytoplasm
Molecular function (GO): sulfiredoxin activity
Source: RefSeq, a predicted model, not a curated record
CGUAAAAUAGUCAUAACUCAGUCAACAAGUAAAUACGCUACUCGCCAGUCGGGUGAUAUCAAUGUGGCCCUGAAAACUUAAAAUUGUUAUGAUAAAAUCGAUUAAAGUAUUGACAAAUUCUGUGAUAGUGAAAAAUAUUCGAAUUCCUGUAAGAAUGACGAGUAUACACAGUGCGUAUGUUGAGGAAGUACAUGAUGUACCGAUGUCAGUCAUAAUGCGACCAUUUAUGCCGGAAUUAGAUGAGAAGAAAGUUGAGUCACUUAUGGAAACUAUUCAGAAAGAAGAGGCCCAGGGUUUAGUUCCACCAAUAGAUGUGUUAUGGAUCGAGGGAAGUGAAGGCGGGAAUUAUUACUAUAGUUUCGGGGGUUGUCACAGAUACGCUGCCUAUAAACGACUUAGCCGUCCAACGAUACCAGCUAAGUUAAUAAGAUCCACAAUGAAUGAUCUACGCACGUAUUUAGGUAGUAGCACGCCUGAUCUUAAAUAACUUUAAGUAUAAUUAGGAUUUUUAAUGCUAAAUAUGUAAUAGUAAUUUACUUCUGUAUUAUAUUGACAGAUAAUAUUUUUUUAUUGUCUUUGGUUUAAACUAAAGCCUGUUAGAAUGGAUGUACUCUUUCACUUGUAUUACACAUUAACUGUUGUAUGUGUUUUAAUAUACUAGAAUAAAAAACGUUCCAUUUCCAA